AUGCUGCUGUCACUGGGGCUCCUCUGGGCUGCCCUGUCCUUAGGAAGAUGCUUCCCCCUGCAGCAGGCGUCCAAACACAACAAACUCCUCCUGGUGUCCUUCGAUGGCUUUCGGUGGAACUACGACCAGGACGUGGACACCCCCAACCUGGACACGAUGGCUGCAGAUGGGGUGAAGGCCAAGUACAUGACUCCUUCCUUCAUCACCCUCACCAGCCCGUGCCACUUCACACUGCUGACCGGGCGGUACAUAGAGAACCACGGCGUGAUCCAUAACAUGUGGUUCGACACCAAAACAGGCGUGAAACUGCCCUACUACACCACACAGGGCAUCAGCAGCUGGUGGGACAACGGCAGCCUCCCCAUCUGGAUCACUGCCCAGCAACAGGGUUUGAAGACAGGCUCCAUCCACUUCCCUGGAACCAAAGCUAAAUACCAAGGGAAAGAAGUGUACAAGAAGUUGGUGGAACCUGCAUUGUUCAACUACAGCAACGAGACCAACUGGAGGCAGAGCAUCGACACCGUCAUGGAAUGGUUCACAGCAGACAACCUCGACUUCAUCACGCUCUACUUCGGGGAGCCAGACUCCUCAGGACACAAGUUUGGCCCCGAAUCCACACAGAGGAAAGCCAUGAUCAAGCAGGUGGACAGAACCGUGGGUUACCUGAGGCAGCGCAUCCGGGCAAGCGGCCUGGAAAAAACGCUCAACCUCAUCAUCACGUCUGACCACGGCAUGGAGACCGUGAUAAAAACCAACGAGAUUCACAUCCGCAACAUCAGCAACUUCUCCUUCAAAGACAUCGACUUUGAACUCUUAGAUUAUGGACCAAAUGGACUCCUAGUGCCAAAAGAAGGGAAAUUGGAGCAUGUGUACUCAGUCCUGAAAAAUGCCCACCCAAACCUGCACGUGUACAAGAAAGAAGAGUUCCCAAAGAGAUUCCACUAUGCCAACCAUUCCCGGAUCACCCCACUUCUGCUGUACGGCGACCCAGGCUACGUGAUCCAUGGGAGGUACAAGGUGCAGUUCAAUAAGGGAGAGCACGGCUUCGACAACGACGCCAUGAACAUGAAAACCAUUUUCCGUGCCGUGGGACCAGACUUCAGGAAGGGGCUGGUGGUGGAGCCCUUCGAAAGUGUCAAUGUCUACGCGCUCCUGUGCGAGCUGCUGGGCAUCACCCCUGAGCCCCACGACGGCUCCCUGAACGUCACCAAGCCCAUGCUGCGAGACCCGACUGACCCGAUUGAACCGACUGAACCUACGAAACCUGGGGGCAAUGGUUCCGGUUCUCUCCAUCCCGCCAAGGAGCUGCCGCUGAUGCUGGGACUCGCCCUGGUUCUGGGAUGCUGGGGAGGAGUUUUCUAACCCCCACCAGUGCAAAUUUGUCCAGAGAACCACCAGCACCAGUAACUCCGGCUCCAAUUCCCGGCACUUCCAGACGAUUCCUCCAGGCUGCAGAGACUGAACCAAGCACCAGCAGCGUCGGUUCUCCUGUCCUGGCAGCCCCCAAACUCCAGGCAACUCUACCAGAACACAUGGCAAGGUGGGGAAGGACAUGGCUCACAAAAACAACCAGAGUCAGGCUCAGGGAACUGGACAAAAUUCCUAAAACCUCUCUAAAUCACUGAGUCACUGCGCUCCAGCACGGCUGAGUCCCCGGCGGGGGAGACGCCUGUCCCAGGCUUUGGGGUGACACCAGGAUGCAUUGCUGUGGAAGGCGGCACUGAUGUCCAGCCCGACAUGAUCACCCCGUGUUUGCAUCACCCCAAACGUGGGAGGCACAACAGCUCCCGGGUGGGUUUGGAGACAGCUGAUACAUAUUGAGUAUCCAACUUAAUUAAAUGAAAACUUUGUUCAGAGCGCGCUGGGAGCCUCCCCUGAAAGGCGCCAGGCCCCAGCCAGGGUGGACUGGCUCACCCUGGACCUGCCCAGGUCUCAGAGAGACCCCAUUUGUCUGUGCUGGCCACAGUGUGGGGCUGGCCACAGCACCCCCAGCCCAGAAGCCUCGAUGUGUCCCAAAGUCAAUCAGCACUUCCAGCUCCUGUCCCAAGAGCCCCAGGUGCCCUCAGCAGGGUCCUGCUUGUCUUUCUGUGCUUGGUGGCUGUGGACAGAACUGGGAAAUGCCCCCUGUGCACCCCUGAGCAGCAAACCUGCAGCUCCAUGGCGGAGCUGCUGAGACCUGCCCCAGCUGCAGCUCCUGGCAGCUCUGGGAGGGGCACUGAUGUGUUUUGGAGAGACGGGGAAUGUGGCAGUGCCAGGGCCAGGACCCCCCAGCUCACAGCAAA
Molecule: messenger RNA, 2282 nt
Organism: Sturnus vulgaris (Common starling)
Lineage: Eukaryota; Metazoa; Chordata; Aves; Passeriformes; Sturnidae
Gene: ENPP7
Product: ectonucleotide pyrophosphatase/phosphodiesterase 7
Source: RefSeq, a predicted model, not a curated record